This is a messenger RNA of Cuculus canorus (common cuckoo), 5565 nucleotides long. It is a transcript of the gene TC2N, whose product is annotated as tandem C2 domains, nuclear. Lineage: Eukaryota; Metazoa; Chordata; Aves; Cuculiformes; Cuculidae. Gene Ontology annotation, cellular component: nucleus. Bases 331 to 1800 code for a protein of 489 amino acids. The transcript has 13 exons. The record is from RefSeq and is a predicted model, not a curated record.
CUGAGCCCGGGGCUGAGCGCGGGGCAGCGCGGCGGCCGCCGAGGCAGCAGCAGGCACAAAAGAAUGUUUUCUUCAUUUCCUUGGAUGGCAGAAGAACUGGAAUAAUCUCUGUGUGCAGAUUCUCAGAGCUUUCAUGCUUUCCCCAGAGCUGUGAUUGCAAACAGAGAAGGAAUGUAUAUACACCACCCACCCACUGGUUACUGCAAAUACCACUGUUGUGAGGUUCUCCUGAAACAGGCAUAGAUAGGAGCCAUUUAUCAUGCACAUGAUAGGUCUGAUGGCUACAUUGGAUCUUUGAUUGUGGUAUCCUCUAAAUUGCAACUGAAAACAAUGGCAACAGAAUGCAUAAAAAACUGCUGUAAACGGUGUUUCUGCAUGGAUAGAGGAAUGAAAGAUUCAGUUUCCAUGGUGCCGGGAUCUGAAGCAGGAGCUGCAAGCAAGCCAACUAUUGUAGAGAAGCCUCCAUUGUCUUCUGUGUCAGUGAAGCGUCAAGUUGGCUGUUCAGAGGAUUAUCUGCUGUCUAAACUGCCCCUGGAUGGUCAGGAAGUACCUUUUGUGGUCCCUCCGUUCAGAUUGGCUUAUGUACAGCCAAAGAACCUUCCUAGUAUCUCACAUGCUGGAGGUAUUCAAGAAUCUGCCAGAGCCUCAUUGGGUGACCGGAAAGCAGAAAUGCAUGGCAUGUACCAAUGGCCCAGCUAUGACGUGUACAACCCAUUCUAUUUGGAGCAUCGGAUUUCGCCAGAUCUGAUUAGGCGCUUCCAAGCAAAGUCUGAUAAUGGGAAAUUGUAUGGAUCAGUUAGUGAUUUAAGACCUAGUGCUUUGCCUGGCUCAUUUUAUGUCAGCCGUUCAAUGUUCGAUCUAAGAAGCCCACCUCAUCGAUUCAUGAAGAGAUAUGAUUCACUCUCUAGUGUACCUAGCAGUACCUCUUCCAGGAAGGAUUCGCAGGGCAGUAACAGGAGUCUGGAUACUAUUACAUUAUCAGGUGAUGAACGAGACUUUGGAAGACUGAAUGUGAAGUUGUGUUAUGUUUCUUCUGUAGAACAGAUUUGGAUCACAGUUUUACGUUGCAAAGACCUGAGCUGGCCUUCUAGCUGUGGGGAAAAUCCUCGUAUCUAUGUCAAGGGAAUUCUCACACUGCCCAAACCAGUGCAGUUCAAGUCUUCUGCCAGGGAAGGGUGCAAUGACAUUGAAUUUAUGGAAACUUUUGUAUUUGCUAUUAAACUGCAAAGCCUUCAGGCUGUCAGAUUGGUAUUUAAACUCCAGACACAGACUCCCAGGAAAAAAACAAUUGGAGAGUGCUCCUUGGCACUGCGGGAGCUCAGCUCAGAGGAGUCAAGUCACUGGCUGGAUAUAUCUCCACCUUCCAAAGCACCUGUGUGCUGUGCAGAACUUCAAGUAGGAACUUGUUUUCAAGCAAUAAACAGGAGGAUUCAGUUACAGAUACUUGAAGCACAGAACCUUCCAGCUUCGUCUACACCGCUGUCUUCAAAUUUCUUUGUGAAAGUUGGAAUGUUUAGUACAGAAGGGCUGAUCUAUAAGAAGAAGACUCGUCUUCUGAAGUCCACUAAUGGUCAAGUGAAGUGGGGAGAAAUGAUGAUUUUUCCAGUUAGCCAGGCUGAACAAGGAAUUAGCUUUCUUAUCAAGCUCUACAGCAGAAGCUCAGUGAGAAGAAAACACUUCCUAGGACAGAUCUGGAUAGGUUCUGACAGCAGUAACAGUGAAGCAGUAGAGCAGUGGAAAGAUACUAUUGCCAACCCUGAAAAAGUUGUUGUUAAGUGGUACAGAAUUGGUCCAUCAUGAAGAUUGGAGAUGAAACUCAGGACUGAUUUUUCUACAAAGAUAUUUCUAUGAUGUUUAAAAUAGUGUAAAUAAAAGCAAAAAUAUUGACUAUACAAGUUCUUCAGAAGUUCUCCGCUGCAUCACACCUCCAUGGAAACUGGGAAAAUUCCAUUUCACCAAGAGAAAUACUGGCUAAAUAUUAUUAAGGGGAAGACUUAGGAACUGGAGAAAGUGCUCACUUGAUUUUUUAAUAAUCCGCAUUGAAAAAUAUAUAACAGAAAUCCAGUCUUGGAAAGAAGCAGCUUGAAUUGGCAUCUUUGUCACUAGUCACCGAUGUCAUCCUUAUCUGCAAUCUUGUCUUUGGCAGACUCCAAACUCUAUGGGAAUCAGUCUGGUCAGUGGCUUGAUCCUAGGUACCUCUGAGUCUCUGGGGUGCACCCCCGUUGAAACCAUUUCAUCGGAGUAGCACAUGCCUGAGCAAGUUGGAAAGCUAAGGCUUAGAAGGAGGCAUAAAGGGGACAAUACAAUAAGACAACACCCAAAGGCUUUUCUAAUUGCUAUCUUUGGUGAAGGGUUGUUCAGUACCUUGACUUCCCCAUACCUGCAGGUUUUUCCCAUCCUUCUCUCUAAACAGAGAGAAUGAAAGUUUCUCUAAGUAUGGUCUUUGCAAGUGGAACCUUCCAGACACGCUCCAUUUGGGUGAAUUCUGUUUGGAAUCAAUGGAACAAUACAAAGAGUCAAUGGCCCUGCCUAGGAUCAGGGCCAAUAUUUUUAGAUAAAUUAUUUUAUUAUGUAGAAUUCUUAUACAUAAACCACUUCCUAUCUAAUCAACAAUGUUCUAGCAUUUGCUUACAUUGCUAAAAGCCAGACUAACAUGUACGAAGGAGUAAGCAAAUAUUUACUGGCAUGAGUGCUUUUUGAUAUUAAUUAUAAUGCAGCACAGUAAGGGACUUUGUUUAAAAAAUGGGCUGCUAUUGCAGAAGUAUUUGUUACAUGUCUGAGAUGCUGAAAAAUUAUGUGUGGGAGUAUAUUUUUGUUACUUGUUUCUAGAAAGAAGAGAUUACCCUAUUUUUAUUGCAAAUUGUAUUUUUACUACAAAAUCUUAAGGUUUUUUUUCUGUUAGUUUCCAUGUUUUCAGGGGUUUAUUCAUAGAUAUUUUUAAGGUGGGAAAAUGCCAUGUAUAUGAUUGAUAAUAUAUAAAGCUCAUACCUCUUUGCACUACUUUAACUUCUGGAUUUAAAAUAUUUGUAUAUGCCAUUAAAUUCACUAAUACACACUUAGUCUUGGCUGCCUGGGCUGUACAAAUACGUAAGUUUGUAUAGAUGCUGAAUAACUGUAUGUUUUUUAUAACUUGGAUCCUCUUCAGACAUCUGACGUGAACUAGAGUGGCAGUGAGGGCACUCGCUGCUGGAAGACAAAGGACCACUGGGGAGCAGAGAAAACACUCUUAACAGGAAAGCACCCCGUAUGUUCAGAGCACCUUUAAUUUUUUUGUAUUUGAGUAAGCAUCAGGAAGGAAUAGAAUCUCCUACAUUAUUUUUUUUAAAUCAUCUGAUAAUUGAAGCUUUUAAAACUUCAACCAUCCAGAUUUUUGUUGUUGAAAUUUAAUAUUUUAAAAAUUGGCAAACUAAAAGGAUUUUCCCAGGCUCUUACAUAAUCAGCAUUUUGACCAGUUUUUAUAAGUGAACUGAAAAAGUUUUUGCGUGUUACCUGGAGGACAAACAUCACUCCUAGCUGACACUCAUUGCAAAGCUUCCAGUAGGCCAGUGGACCUUGACUGACAGCAUUAACUUCCAUCCAGUUAUGACACUUGGGGUGAGCCUUGCUUGUUGGGUAAAACAAAAAAAGGGUCUGGACCAAGCUGAUAUUCUUGGAGUAUCUUUACUUGUAUACAUGGAUCUAUUUUAUUUGUUGUGGCUGAACCGCAGCAAACAAAAGUGCAAACUACCUGUUUUCUUAUGCAGAGUGCUGCUGUAUUUGAAUGAGAGGACAGGGAAUAUAUCCCAGUGUUUUGGAGGCUUCAGUUACCACAGAAGUGGUUCUACAGAGAUUACCAACUCAGUGGAUACUGUGUUAAAUGGACUUUUGGGGCUGGUUUAGGACAUCUAACCUUUUAAAGGCUUAACUAGUAAUGUCUCCUACUUCCUAUGUUAAUAUUUAAUCUAUGUGUUUAUAAUAAAAGUUAUGAACAGAAAGUAUUACAUCUUUUUUUUUUCUCCCCAAUUGUUUAUACUAGUGUUUACCAGCUUCUCAAACAAGUUCAAGCCCUCCUUUUUUCUCUGAGAAAAUUCCAACUAAGGAACUAUUCCAUGUAGUGUUGCCUGUAGGGAAGCUGACAGUUAAUGCACCGAGGAGAUAGAUAAGGCCUCUCUUUGCAAGACUUGUGCAGGUACCAGAGUACUCUUAGGCACUGCUUUAACCUGCGCUCAUUCCCGGGCUUUCUGCAUUUGUGUGUGCAGUCAGGUAAUAAUUGAAUGGAUUCGUAACAGUUGACUAAAGACACUGUGCUUUUUUUUCUAAAAAAAAUUGGAGCACUUAAGUUGCACAUUGCCCAGAUUUGUUCCUUAGUUUGCCCAAAGCUCUAAAAUGUUCCUGAGGAAGCUGCCUAUUUCAGGUUUAGAAAGCAGAAAGUCCUUUAUUUGUCCCACCACACAAAAUUUGCCUCUGCUUAUUACCAGUCUCAGUUGAUUCGAUGCGUGCUCCAUUGCUGAGAGCACGGCAGCAGAGCAGUGGGAUGUCCGCCCCUGUGUACACUCCAGCCAUAUUGUACAUAGUGGGGUAGAGGGGUGAACAGGCAAUGCUCAGCUGCAUUAAGAUGAUGAGGAAAAGAAACUUAGGUUGCACUGUUUUGGUCUUCUCUUAUUCAAGCUGUUGUGUCCUGCUUGUAUUCUAAUUACUGGCUUCCAGCAUCCUUCGAGGAAACCAGUAAUUCUCUUUGCAUUCAAUACUGAGGAAAAUCAUGGAGAAAGACCUGCCCAGCUCAAGAAUCAAAAAGUGCCCAUUCAUUGCAUCAGCAUUUACCUUGUAAGUAGAACAAAGCUGUGCUUUGAACAACCCAUCUCAUCUGAAAUGACAGUCCAGUCUUCCCAAUGAAGCCUGGUUUGGUGCUUCCAAACAUGAGACAAGGGUAUAAAUACACGUUCCUUGCACCAGUCCCUGGGUACAACGGGCUUUAAGAUGGGCUGUUCCAGCAGGAGUUGUAUCAAUUUGAAUGUCUUAAAAGGCCAGCCAGAAACCAUCUGAGAUAUCUUGCCUUUUAAGUGCAUAAAAUUUUGCUUUACUGCUUAGUGACUGCCCCACUGUUUGAGGUACAUUAGAGUCAGUUUCAUGAUUAAUUCAGUUGCUGUAAGUAACUUAAUUUCUCUGAAAACUAGCUGCAUGUUUUUGAGACAGUGUUCUUCUUUUAAGUGAUAAUACAGGGCAUUGGUACACAAAACGGCCAAUACUUACACCAAGGCCAUCCUCAAGCUGGCAGGAAAAGGACCGCACCUGCGAGGAGGAGCAAACAAGACAGGAGACCCUAAACUGACCAAGAGUAUUCCAUAUUCGUCAUAUUCACUGAGAGAUCACGGUGGUCUCAUGCUCUUCUGUGAUGGCUGACAUCCAGUGAGGACCUCGUCUGUCUGGUUGUUCCUGAUCCUGGAUCUGUGUGUUCCUGAAUCAAGUUCCUGAGUUCAGCUCCUUCCUAGCCAUGGAUCCAUUCCCUUGUGUCUGCUCUGCAGUAUUUGUUGUGAUGUAUAAUCAUUAAGGUGUUGAGUAGGGGCGCUAUGUCAUAUAUUUGUGUAU